Messenger RNA from Ambispora leptoticha, 1107 nucleotides. Lineage: Eukaryota; Fungi; Glomeromycota; Glomeromycetes; Archaeosporales; Ambisporaceae. The record is from the annotation of a GenBank genome assembly.
AUGCAAAGUGUACAAGUAACUUUUAGGCUUAUUUGUUAUCAUAGAUCCGGAAGCUUAAUAAAAUUAAAUAAUUCAAAAUACACAACAAUAAAGUGUUUAACCGGCCGUACAUAUAUAACCACAACCGCAAAGAAAGACGCCACCGUCAAAACCACUCCUGGUCCGAUUAUAACGUCAUCGAAAGUACAGGUUCCGAAAAAGUCAAAAAAAAGCGAUAUAUAUGAUCCCCCAAAAUUAGGUGUUCUUGCAGCGUACGACGAAGCUUUGAAAUAUAUCAAACAAGAUCAGGAGGAGAAGAAACGAAAAAUUGCAAGACUUGAAGAUCUUAUAUCGAAAGAGGAAACAAACCCUUCUUCUGAUUAUUCUAUACAGAAAUUAAAAAAACGGAAAUAUAGGCUUCAAAUUGAUUCGGAAAUAAAUGACCCAAAAGUUCGCUGGAAUUUUCGUAAUGGACAUUAUGAUAUGUCAGUGCCUGUCUACUGUCAUCUACGUGAACGGGAAUGGAGAAAGAAAGCACUUCCAAAAUUGAUGGAACGAAUAACACAAAUGUAUGUAAUACCUGACGUGUUUCCGACGCUUGAUCCUACUAUCGACCUUCGGAUCAGUUUCUUAUCGCCCAUUGAACCGGGUACAGAGCGUCAGCCUGAAUUGACAUUAACCAGUUUCCAUCAAGAUACACGGUUAUAUACUCUAUUCAUGGUUGAUCCAGAUAUGCCCGAUGUAGAAAGAAAAAGUUUCAAGACACAAUGGCAUUGGUUAAUCACAAACAUUCCACUAAGUGCCACAAAGCAUACAAUUUCCGGGGGUACUACUCUCCUCGACUACAUCCCUCCGCAUCCACCAAAAGGCACGCCAUACCAUCGAUACACGAUCGGGGUAUUACACCAACCAAACGAUCAUGAGCUUGAAAUAAAGCAGCCUCAUCGAUGGAUGAAUGUUCGUGAGUUUAUGCAAGAAUAUAGGCUCGAGCUAUGUGGUGCCUCCUUUUUUCGUGGGGAAUGGGAUGAGAAUGUCAGUAUUCGUGAACCGAUCUAUGGACCAAAACCUACCCCUAAUUUGUAUUUGGACGAAACUGGAAGAAGACCACCCAAAUAUCUUAAUUUAUAG